This is a messenger RNA of Vigna radiata var. radiata (mung bean), 1094 nucleotides long. RefSeq names its product F-box protein VBF. The transcript has 3 exons. NCBI's taxonomy places the organism in Eukaryota, Viridiplantae, Streptophyta, Magnoliopsida, Fabales, Fabaceae. Gene Ontology annotation, molecular function: protein binding. Bases 139 to 1017 code for a protein of 292 amino acids. The record is from RefSeq and is a predicted model, not a curated record.
AUAACACCCUCAACGCAUCAUGUUUUCAUUACUGUCAACUGCAAAAAAGUGUGCCAUGCUUUGUAUAAAGAAAACAGAAACCCCAUUCUUUUCAAACUUUUCAAAUUCUCCUCAUUUUAGGACCAAACAUCAUCAAACAUGGGAUCUUGCUCCAAAAUAGAAUCUUUGCCACUAGAUUGCGUUUCUGAAAUCUUGUCACGUGCAUCACCAUUAGAGGCAUGCAUGUGUUCACUGCUCUCCUCUACCCUUCGCUCAUGUGCGGACUCUGACAUGGUUUGGAGGAGCUUCUUGCCCUCUGAUCACCAGGCCAUUGUCUCCAGGGCCGUCAAUCCUUUCUCCCUUCACUUCUCUUCAUACAAACUACUCUUCCAUUAUCUCUGCCACCCUCUUCUCAUUGACCAGGGCAGCAAGAUAUUCAAAUUGGAAAAGUGUUCGGGUAAAAAAUCUUUUAUCUUAUCUGCAAGGGAAUUGUCAAUAGCAUGGAGCAGCCACCCCAUGAUGUGGUGCUGGAAACAACUUCCUGAAUCAAGAUUUGCGGAGGUGGCAGAGCUUAGAACAGUAAGUUGGUUAGAAAUAGAGGGGAAGAUGAGGAGGCAGAAUCUAACGGGAAACACGACAUACGCGGCGUAUCUGAUAAUGAAUGUUUGUGAUGGGGCAUUCGGGGUUGAGUUUGUUCCGUCGAAGGUAUCGGUUAGUGUUGGAAAGCAAGUUCAGAGAGGCAGAGCUUAUUUGUGUUGUAAAGAUGAGAAGAAGUGUAAGAUGGAGAUUCUAUUUUAUAGGAACCGGAGAGAGGUGAUGAGAAAGGCAGCGUUUGGAGAGGAAGGUGAAGUGAUUUCGAUUCCGUUGAAAAGAGAAGAUGGGUGGAUGGAGAUUGAGCUGGGAGAGUUUUUCAUUGACGAAGCUGAAGCUGAAGCUGAUGAAGAAAUAACGAUGAAUCUAAGGGAAGAUAGUUAUCAACUGAAAGGAGGCCUUAUCAUUGAAGGCAUCGAAGUUAGACCCAAACACAUCGUGUCUUGAUUUCUAUCAUGUUUUCUUUUCGAAUGCUUCAACCAUUCUUCAAAAUAAUAAAACUAAUCGAAUUAUUCAUAUUUUAA